Molecule: messenger RNA, 1059 nt
Organism: Cheilinus undulatus (humphead wrasse)
Lineage: Eukaryota; Metazoa; Chordata; Actinopteri; Labriformes; Labridae
Product: rhodopsin
Exons: 1
Coding region: 1-1059 (352 amino acids)
Biological process (GO): G protein-coupled receptor signaling pathway; phototransduction; visual perception
Cellular component (GO): photoreceptor outer segment; membrane
Molecular function (GO): G protein-coupled receptor activity
Source: RefSeq, a predicted model, not a curated record
AUGAACGGCACGGAGGGACCAUUCUUUUAUGUCCCUAUGAUAAAUACUACUGGCAUUGUCCGGAGCCCUUAUGAAUACCCGCAGUACUACCUAGUCAACCCAGCAGCCUAUGCUGCCCUGGGUGCCUACAUGUUCCUGCUCAUUCUGCUGGGCUUCCCCAUCAACUUCCUCACUCUGUAUGUCACCCUGGAACACAAGAAGCUGCGAACCCCUCUAAACUACAUCCUGCUGAACCUUGCUGUGGCCAAUCUUUUCAUGGUGUUCGGAGGAUUCACCACAACCAUGUACACCUCUAUGCACGGCUACUUUGUCCUUGGACGCCUUGGCUGCAACCUGGAAGGAUUCUUUGCUACUCUCGGAGGUGAGAUCUCGCUCUGGUCUCUGGUUGUUCUGGCUAUUGAAAGGUGGGUGGUUGUCUGCAAACCCAUCAGCAACUUCCGCUUCGGGGAGAACCAUGCAAUCAUGGGUUUGGCAUUCACCUGGUUGAUGGCCCUUGCUUGUGCUGUUCCUCCUCUGGUCGGCUGGUCCCGUUACAUCCCUGAGGGCAUGCAGUGCUCAUGUGGAGUUGACUACUACACACGCGCAGAGGGUUUCAACAAUGAGUCCUUUGUUAUCUACAUGUUCACCUGCCACUUCCUCAUUCCUAUGGCCGUUGUGUUCUUCUGCUAUGGCCGCCUGCUCUGCGCUGUCAAGGAGGCAGCUGCUGCCCAGCAGGAGUCUGAGACCACCCAGAGGGCAGAGAGGGAAGUCACCAGAAUGGUCGUUAUCAUGGUUAUCGCUUUCCUGGUUUGUUGGUUGCCCUAUGCCGGUGUGGCCUGGUGGAUCUUCACACAUCAAGGCGCUGAUUUCGGACCAGUCUUCAUGACCCUCCCGAGCUUCUUUGCCAAGAGUUCUUCCAUCUACAACCCAAUGAUCUACAUCUGCAUGAACAAGCAGUUCCGCCACUGCAUGAUCACCACCUUGUGCUGUGGGAAAAACCCCUUCGAAGAAGAGGAGGGCGCAUCUACCUCCAAGACCGAGGCCUCAUCUGUCUCCUCAAGCUCUGUGUCCCCUGCAUAA